Messenger RNA from Girardinichthys multiradiatus, 5506 nucleotides. Its product is annotated as doublecortin domain-containing protein 2-like. The record is from RefSeq and is a predicted model, not a curated record. Bases 477 to 2366 code for a protein of 629 amino acids. NCBI's taxonomy places the organism in Eukaryota, Metazoa, Chordata, Actinopteri, Cyprinodontiformes, Goodeidae. The transcript is spliced from 9 exons. Gene Ontology annotation, cellular component: microtubule organizing center; kinocilium; axoneme. Gene Ontology annotation, biological process: intracellular signal transduction; cilium assembly; neuron migration.
CGGAAAUUCUACCUUGGGAAACACACUGAAGGUACACUGUUAAGAAAAGAAAGAAAAAAAAAAUCAUCAUUAGGGCACUUUUUUGGAUCAGUGGGAAAAGGGCAGGUGCUCUAUAGCACCACCUGGUGUCUAUCUCUGCACGUCCCUGCUCAUUGUUCUUUGCUGUAAACGCGAAGCAAUGAAAUAUUUGAUAUUUUCAACUUCGAAACAAUAUUUUGAACGCUUGAUGCUAUUUUUAAGAACUUAACUCUUCCUGGCUGACCACUCAGAGCGCUGGCUGGGUACUUGUGCGCUGCGUUUUCCUGUUUGGCUGCUCACCUCCACCAAACCGUAAACAUUUGGCAAGGAUUGAUCAGCUCUAAUGACAUUAUUAUGGCACACAGCCUUGUGAUUCACACCCGGGAUCAACUUGUGCAUUCAUCCUAACGAGUAUCUUUCUCCGUCGCGCUUUAGUCACUUUUUCUACCAGGACAAAGAUGGGUACGGAGAAGCCAAACUUUCUCUCGCAGCCAGUUGUGAAGAACAUCUUUAUGUUCCGGAACGGAGACCCUUUCUAUGAGGCCAGACGGAUGGUGAUCAACGAGAAGAGAGUGGGCAAUUUUGAGACGCUCCUGCGAGAGGUAACCGGCGGGAUACAGGCUCCUUUCGGGGCAGUGAGGAACAUCUACACACCGAGAGGGGGGCACAAGGUGGAGCACCUGGAGAGCCUGCAAAGCGGGGAGCAGUACGUCGCUGCAGGAAAAGAGAAAUUCAAAAAACUCGAUUAUCUAGAUAUUGGCACCAGAAAGAAGAGGAUGAUGCAGACUCUGCCAAUUCAGGCUAGACCACUGCCACAAAAUCGAAUCAUUGUGUCAGCACGAUUUCUAAAACCUAUCAAAGAACCAUGCACAAUAUUUGUGGUAGCAAACAGUGACAUGUUGAACCCUCCAAAAAGACUGCUGAUCCACCAGAGGAUGAUGGGGCAGUUCGACAGAAUACUAGAACUGAUCACAGAAAAGCUGGGUUUGAGAAUUCUGGGAGGUGUCCGAAGUCUGUACACAUAUGAAGGCCAACAGGUGAAUGAUGGGGAUGAGCUGGAGUGCGGGCAGCUUUAUGUGGCUGUGGGCAGAGAGAGAUUUAAGAAGCUUCCAUACAGUGACCUUCUCUUCACUAGGCCCAAAGGAACAAGAAGGAUCAGAGGAAUGAAGGCUCAUUCUUUACCACCCAUCUAUCGAUUCUCAAAACAGAAUGGAAAUAGUAAGUCCACAGGUCGCUUGAGCGACAGCAGGGAUGGGGAUUCCAAAGCCUCUCCUUCAAACGACCUGGCCUCUCCAGUAAGAGAGAUCUCUCAGGCCAGGCUUCUAACCCCCAGGAAGAAGAAGAGUGGACAAAGCAUCACUGCCAGCACACCUGAUAAUGAUGAUGUAGAAGCACAGGCUGACAGUGAAAACACAGAGGACAAAACCUCCCAACAUCAGACAGCUGAAGAGAAAUCUGAUGCAUCUGACGAUCAAAAGGCCUCAAAGGAGGACAGUGAAAAGGCCGAAGAGGAAUCUUGUUCUGAAAACACCACAGAAACAGAUAGGCCCACAAGCAAAGAUGAGAAGAUGGAGAUCCGAGAUACAAAUGCUGUAAGAGAAGAAGAGGAAAAGAAGGAAGCUGAUGAGCAAAAUAAUGAAAAAGGAGAGGAGAAGAAGGAAGCUGAUGAGCAAAAUGAUGAAAAAGGAGAGGAGAAGAACGCAGAUGAUGAGCAAAAUGAUGAAAAAGAAGGGGGAGUUUCUGACGUAAAUGGGCAGAAGGUGGGGGAAGUUGAAGAAGCAAAGGAAGAGGUCAGAGAACAGAGUAAGCAAGAGGUUAAUAGUGAGGAGCGGGGAUGUACUAGCAUUGCUGUUGUUGAUAUGACCCAGGACAAUAAAGAGCAAAAGGAAAAUCUAACUACACCCUCUGAGGCUGAGAAAGAGCAAGGCAAUAAUACAGACAAAGAGAAGCAAGAGAAGGAUGUUGGUAAUAGGGAGGAAAGCAGCAAUGAGCACAGUAAUGAUGCAGACACGAGAGAGGCACAAGUAGAGGCAGAAAACAGCAACAUCCCUGGCGAGACUCAGUCAGAUAGCAAGAGAAAAGGAAGCGGAAAUACUAGAAGCAGCAGCAGGAACAGUAACCAGGAUGAAGAUGUGAUAAAAUCAAAAGAUGAGGCUCUCAAUCAGCCAGGAAAAGAAGAGAAGAAGAUUAUUGGAGAGGUGAAUGGAGAUGAUGAAAUGGUAGAAGGUCAAGCAGAACAGGAAACACAGAAUUCAGCAAGAUGUGAAGAUGCAACAGAAGUAAGAGAGGAAGCAGAUGAUGUUGCUAAAGAUAAUCAAGAAGACAAAAGCAGCAAAGAAAGAGAUUAGUGAAGAAAGAGAAAAUGCAAACAUAAAACUAAAAUAAGCAUUAGGGGGAAAAAAAAGUAUAAAACAAAACAGGGACAAUACUGCAAUUAAAGGAACUAUGUUUUAAGCUUUCCUUAGAUUUUCUAUAAGAAUAGUUUAUAAUUGUAAGCAGAUAAUGUCCUUCAAUGCCUUUGACUAAAUUAUUCAGGCACAGAUAGACCAAUAAAAGCUAUAGUGAUAAAUAUGAAUUUUAAAUUUUAAAAAAAGUUAAGUCUUAAGGUGCUUUCUUGUUUCAUUAAACAAUCUGUUAACACUAUACUUUUGAUGAUGAUAACAUUUUAGUGAACAUGAACUUUAUGAACUCCCAUUAGCAUCUAAGCAAUCAACAUGGUCUGACAAUCUUGAAUUAAGCCUUGUCCUUACUGUGAAGUCAAAAUGUGAAAUACAUUUAUUUAUUAUUCAUAUCUGUCCACUACCAGAAAAAUAAAACUUCAUAAUAUUUAAAUAAAUAUUUUUUGAGUUGUGUUAAUGAUUCUUAAGCUUGAUUGUAGUUGUUUUAGCAUCAUGUAUUUUUACUUUUCAAGGCCAAUAAGAAGCUGCCGAUUUUAGGUAAUGGAAGUAGUCCUACUGCUAUAUCACACCAUCCAUUUGUGCCAUAUACCAGUAUUACUGGCAGCAAAUAGGAUUCUCAGCGUGAUGCUACCACCACUAUGCAUGACAGUUGCACUACUGUUCUUAGGCUUAAAAGUCCCAUUUUAACUCUUCUGAAAUGUGAAAUCUUUGAAGUACAUUUGUGUGGUUUGGGGCUUUAAUUUUAGCUUUUGCCUCCUUGUGUAAACUUUGUACAGCCUUUCCAUGCCAUUCUUUUGGUACUCUGGCAUUUGAAACCACUGGUUUCAAAUGGCUGGUGUUUUUAAACUGAAUUUUGUGAGAAGGAUGAAGAGAAUUAUAGAGAACAAAUGAAGUUUAUUUUUUUUCUGUGAUUCAGUUUUCAAAGGUACUUUAAAACAGAGUAUCUUGGAAGUAAAAUUUGUAUUUCCAAGGUGAAAUGGAGAUAUGCUAUCACCAAUCGACUAGGCAAAAGGCAGAAGAUGGCUCACAGUAAAAUGCAAAAUUUAGUCAAUAUUGGUGCUUGCAAAAAAAUGUAUAAAUUCAAAUGGUUUAAAAGUCUUAUUGGGCAUACUCCAGCGCCCAACAAUGCAUCCAACUGGAUUGUCAAAAUACAACUAAAAGAUACUCUUAGAAAAUAGGACUGUUUGUUUGGUUGUUUAAUUUUGUGCUUGAUGAAAAGAACAAAAAGGAAAAGAAACUUUUUAAUCAAAUAUUGUUUCUUGCUGUGUUCUGUUAUCUAUCAUUAUUGGAAAUGAAUCAAGUACCUGAGCUGUGUUAAACUUCUCCUAAUAAUUACCUACAAUAAUCCCCUAAGUAGCUUCAUUACAAUACCUCAUUGUCACUUAACAAUUUUUUGGUAGCCAUUUAAUGUCUAUUUUGGUAAUAAAAAACCUCUACAUGUCCAGAAAAUAACCCCAACAGACAAAUAAAGACAUUUAUCACCAAUUAGGUGGGUUUCAGACCACUUGGCAUCUGAGUUAAAACUCUCCCACUGCCUGUUUCAUUUACCAUUUUUUCAGUAUUCACCUGAAGGGAAGUUACAUCAAGCCACAUAAAAUUGUCUCCUACAGGCGAAAAAAUACUCUAAUGUAAAGUAUGAUCUAAUUGGAUUUCUUAUAGCCUCGCCACCCUCUUACUCCUACAACUGUUCAAAUUGAGAUUUAUGCAGUCAGUGUCUCUGUGAGUCACCAUCCCACGGGACAAGAGAAGACUGUGUGAAAAUGAGGGUGAGGACGAAACGAACAGCAAAGUGAAAAAGACACACCGAAAAGCCAAGGAGGCUGAGGUGUGAAUGGGUAUGAGUUAUAAGACCUGACUGGUUGAGGUGAUGAUGCUCAUGAUGCUUUUUCUUAAGUCCCCAUCAAUUCAAUCUUAUCACUUCCCCAGGCCACUCCCUGUUUGUGUCUGUGUGUUUGCCUGUGUGGGUGUGUUAAUAGGACUCAGUACAGCACUCUGCCUGAUUGAUUAUAAUUCUGCAAGAUAUAAUGAAAGCUAUGAGAAACAUCUUUGAAAGUUGGUAGUGUUCUGGAAGAUAACUCCUCUUAAAACAAUGUUUUUUUUCAUUUCUUUGAGUAUAUUUAAAAAAAAACAACUACUGUAUUCAAAGACAAAUGUAUCUCACUUGUGAAAAUUGAAUUAGGCUAACUGUGCCUAAAAACAAUCCUUUCUUACAGUUUUACAGUCUUUAUUACAGCAAAACCUGCUGGGCACCCUAUUUAGGUCGGAAAUAGGCAUUAAGAAAAUUUGUUUAACUUGCACACCCCAUCUAUGACAUAUAAGGGUAGCAAUUUUUAGCCAAACGGUCUUCUACAUCAAACCUUUAGAAGCAUUUAACUUGAGGUCAAUAUGAUAAAUGCUCACAAUACCAUCUGGGACCGUCUUUUCAGUCCAUUUUCUACCCAUAUGGACACAAUAUUUAAAUGUUUGAGUUAUUUGCUUCUCUGGUAAAACUUAAAAUUCUUAAAAUUCUCUUUUUUUAAAUUUUUAUUUAGCUUUGGGUCAUGCUACGCAGUAGCCAUCCUUCCAGGCCCUGUUGCCAUUGACCAACUACUUUUGACCCUUCAAAGACAUGUUAAUGCUUCUGUGUUGCACACUGGUUGAAACUAGAUUCCCCUGUUGGUGUAAAAAUGCCAUCUCAAAAUGCCCAACAUGCCACAAUCUUUAAACAUACAGUUUUUUAAACCUUUAAUAUUAGUAGCAUAGCAUGUUCAAAAGAUGAAAGAUGAAAAGAUGAAUCAACAAUCAGGAGAAUAAAGAUAAAUGAAGACAUUUUAUCAUCUUGCUUUGUUUAAACAUGAUUGAAUGCUGUCAAAAUGGUUUGAAUUUACAUUGAGAUACCAUCAGUCAAUAAAAGAUGUUGCUGCUUAAGCAAUGUAUUACAUGUUUUUUAUUUAAAUGACCAACAAGUCUUUCUGAGAAAUCCCUGCUCUACUAGAUGACUGACCCCCCCAAAUCUAGUAAAUGAUGUUCGGGGACACUAUUAUUCUCUAGCUUGAAAACUAACAACCUUUCUGUUAAAUACUCUUUAGUAGCAGGCACGUGUUCUUACC